Molecule: messenger RNA, 483 nt
Organism: Turnera subulata
Lineage: Eukaryota; Viridiplantae; Streptophyta; Magnoliopsida; Malpighiales; Passifloraceae
Source: the annotation of a GenBank genome assembly
AUGUCGGGAGGCAUCGCGCGUGGUCGGCUCGCCGAGGAGCGUAAGGCUUGGCGGAAGAACCACCCUCAUGGUUUUGUGGCAAAACCAGAGACGUUAGCUGAUGGGACGGUGAAUUUGAUGGUGUGGCAUUGCACUAUCCCUGGAAAAGCUGGUACUGAUUGGGAGGGUGGUUACUUUCCGCUUACUCUGCACUUUAGUGAAGAUUAUCCAAGUAAACCACCCAAAUGCAAAUUUCCGCAAGGUUUCUUCCACCCCAAUGUCUACCCUUCUGGAACUGUUUGCCUGUCAAUCCUUAAUGAGGACAGUGGGUGGAGACCAGCCAUCACAGUGAAGCAAAUUCUUGUUGGCAUCCAGGACUUGCUGGACCAGCCAAAUCCUGCUGAUCCAGCACAAACUGAGGGUUAUCAUCUUUUUAUUCAGGAUGCUGCAGAAUACAAGAAAAGGGUUCGCCUGCAAGCCAAGCAAUACCCUCCUCUUGUCUAA